GUCGUCAGGACAGAUCUCCUGCUCCACCUUUACAAUGUUCGUACGAUUCGACUAUUGGGGGAAAACGUGAUCAUCAAAAUCAAACAGCUGAACGUGUCGAUCAUUUCCAAAUACAACUGGCAACGAACAGAAGAGCAACAACAUACAAGAGGAUCCUUUUUCAAUAUGAUCGCUGCAUUCGGUGCUGCAAAGAAAGUCUAGAAGGUAUGGAUGCAUCAUGACUACAGGAUCCCAAAUUUAAUAUAAUGAGUAAACGCGAAAUCGCGCUCUCACUAGAUGUCGAUUGUUUUUCGUUUCAGGUGGAAAGGAGUAUCCUGAAUUAAGAGGGCGGAGUAGUAGUACAGUAAAGAUUAACAACUAGAGCUCGACGCACUCACUCGACGUCGCCACUUUUUGUUCAUCAAAAUCUAAAAAUGUCGAUACGUGAUUCCGCUCGAGGGUUUGCCCUCUCGGUGGUCCAGUAUGGACAAUCUUGGUGGUUUCCCUUCCUGAUCUGCGUUGUUUCCAUCACAAACAGCCUCACCGCGGGCGCCCUGAUCUGGUGCGUUGGUGUGAUGCAGGGGACGCUCUACUCCACGUUCCUCUUGUCGAACCCGGGGUUGAAGGGAAUCUUGAUCGGUCCCAUGACGCUCUGCACGGGCAGCACGGUCGCGGCGUAUACCUACAUGUCGCUGAUGAAGUCCGGGGGCGCCGAGUAUGUGUUGGAAAAGACCGGACUGAUGGGGUCGGACUGGAUCGAAACCGCUGCGGACUACGGGCAAAAGUACGGCAUGUUUGGUCUUUUUCUCAUCCAAGUGUCCCCCGCACCGGUGCCCACCGCGAUCCUGGUGAUCACUGGAAUGCUCUCCGGGAUUCCCGAGUGGCAGAUCUACGGUGUGGUCACCGGUGCAAAGUACUGCCAGCUCGUUCUCGGUGCAACGCUGAUGCAGUACACUCUUCUACAGGAUGGCAAAUCACUCGACGAGGUGCUGGACGAGCACGUGUUCGGCAACAAGCCAAAGACAGAAAUAGAAAUGAGGGGAAAAGCAGACGGUGACGAAGAAACGACGACCGCUGAGGAGCAGAACGGCGGCACGGCGCGGCAGCGCGGACGUGGCCGGGCUGCGCGGAAAUGAACGCCGAGCCGACCGUUUGUAGUCUAGCACUCUACUUAGUUGUAUAUGGUUGCCUGCCUCGCCGUUUAAGUCUUUUUUGAUUAGCCCCGACCACAUUGUAGGAGCAGGACACAAGUGAAAAUAGCCCGAUCAAACCAGAACAUGCGCUAUUGACCCUUCCAAGAAAACCCGGAGCUCUCUCCCUAUAAUAUGUGACACGCCCACCACGAUGUAGUUGAAGUUGAUUUACCCCGCCAAGGUCGAAGUAUCUUCUCGAAGCGCACGAAAAAAUGUGACUGGUGCACGUGCUGCAGCACUAUGAGUGUACUGAUCCUCUGGGAGGGCCGAUGAAUGAGUAGUUAUCAAUCUGAUCGUGCUGGAACCCCGUCGAAAAUAACAUUGACAGCACAGCUACAGGAU
This is a messenger RNA of Amoebophrya sp. A120, 1514 nucleotides long. The record is from the annotation of a GenBank genome assembly. NCBI's taxonomy places the organism in Eukaryota, Dinophyceae, Syndiniales, Amoebophryaceae.